Camelina sativa (false flax) is the source of this 567-nucleotide messenger RNA. The record is from RefSeq and is a predicted model, not a curated record. Lineage: Eukaryota; Viridiplantae; Streptophyta; Magnoliopsida; Brassicales; Brassicaceae.
UUCGCCAAUGUCUUCAUUGCUAUCGUCGGAGCUGGUGUCCUUGGUCUUCCUUACGCCUUCAAACGUACAGGAUGGCUCAUGGGUUUGCUUACACUCUUCUCCGUCGCUGCUUUGAUCAACCAUUGUAUGAUGCUUCUUGUUCAUAUCCGUCGUAAGCUUGGUGUCUCCAAUAUCGCUUCUUUUGGUGACCUUGGCUUCGCUGUAUGUGGUAACGUUGGGAGGUUCGUCGUUGACGUUCUUAUCAUUUUGUCUCAGGCUGGGUUUUGUGUUGGUUACCUUAUCUUUAUUGGUAAUACUUUAGCUAAUCUCUUUAACUCAACCGACACUACGACUCUGAGUUUGAGUUUGAGUCUGAGGCAUUUGAUGGGUGUGUCUCCUAAGAGUCUCUAUAUAUGGGGAUGUUUCCCGUUUCAGCUUGGUUUGAAUUCUAUCAAGACGCUCACUCACUUGGCUCCUCUUAGCAUAUUCGCUGAUGUGGUUGAUUUGGGUGCAAUGGCUGUGGUCAUUGUGGAGGAUGUGAAGAUUACAAUGCAGCAAAGGCCUCAAGUUGUAGCCUUUGGUGGCAUG